Molecule: messenger RNA, 2210 nt
Organism: Fopius arisanus
Lineage: Eukaryota; Metazoa; Arthropoda; Insecta; Hymenoptera; Braconidae
Gene: Amph
Product: amphiphysin
Exons: 9
Coding region: 273-1538 (421 amino acids)
Cellular component (GO): cytoplasm; plasma membrane
Molecular function (GO): phospholipid binding; protein binding
Source: RefSeq, a predicted model, not a curated record
GUUAAAUGUGUAAAAUAAUAACAAAAUGGCUGCUACAACUGGUGUCUAGUGUUCUGAGCAUUUUCAGAAAUGCAUUCAGUGCGUGAUUGGUGUGAGUGCUGACAGGAGUUCCCAGUAAAUUGGAGAUAAAAACAGUUUUUUUACUCAAAAUAAAGUAAUAGUGGUGAUCAAGAUUAUUUCCCUCGGAUCAGUACCAGGAGCUGCUGUCGUGUUAUCGUGCAACCGAACAAUUAAAUUAUUUUCUAAUUUAAUUAAAUAAUAUAUUGGAAAAAAUGGCCGAGAGUAAGAGUGCGUUAAUCGCAAAGACAGUGCAAAAACAUGCCGGCAGGGCUAAAGAGAAGUUUCUUCAGAAUUUGGGAAAAGUCGACAGAACUGCAGAUGAAAUUUUCGACGAGCACCUGCAGAACUUCACAAGACAACAAAGCGCUGCGAAUAAACUCCAGAAGGAAUUCAACAACUACAUAAGAUGUGUUCGCUCUGUACAAACAGCAUCAAAGACGCUUAUGGAUACACUCAAUGAGGUUUAUGACAGCCAAUGGACUGGACAUGAUCUUUUAUACGUUCAAGCACAGAAUUUGGAUAUGCUGUGGCAAGAUUUUACUCAUAAAUUGGCGGAUCAAGUACUCGUACCACUCAACACAUAUCAGAGCCAAUUUCCGGAGAUGAGAAAAAAAGUAGAUAAACGUGGACGUAAACUUGUGGAUUACGACAGUCAGAGGCACAGUUUUCAGUCAUUACAGUGUAAUCCAAAGAAAAGGGAUGAAUUGAAGGUGUCGAAGGGAAAGGAAUUAUUGGAAGAGGCUAAACGAACGUAUGAGCAAUUGAAUUCAGAGUUGCACGACGAAUUGCCAGCACUUCAUGACUCUCGUGUUUUAUUCCUUGUUACUAAUCUACAGACUCUAUUCGCUGCUGAAAAUGUAUUUCAUGCAGAGAGUGCAAAGAUUUUCUCGGAAUUAGAAGCAAUCGUUGACAAAUUGGCUAAUGACAGUCAGAGAGGUUCUUACACAUUGAAGAAGAUUACCGAUUUGCCAUCACCAAAAUCACCGAACGCCAACUCAUCAUUGAUAAUCAACACGCAACCGACGCCCCAGAACAAUAUUUCAGCCGCUGAUGAAGAAUCGACUGUUGAGAGUGGAGAGACGUCGCCAACGACUCAGUUGAAUGGCAAUGCAAAUAGUAAUUCUAACAGCAAUGAUAACUCAAUCAAUAAUCAAUCCUCACCUCAGUCUGUGCAACCGGCUAAAAGAGUUGAGGAAUUGUACGACAUACCGACAGACGUGGAAUAUGAAAAUGGUACCAAUUUUUCCCUAGGAGCUACCACUGAAAAUUUGCCACCAGGUGUUCUGUACAGGGUGAAAGCCACUUAUAAAUACAAUCGUGAAGAUGCUGAUGAAUUAUCUUUUGAUGUUGGGGAGAUAAUACGAGUGGUGGAGUACGACGACCCUGAGGAGCAGCAGGAGGAGGGCUGGCUGAUGGGGGUGAAAGAGGGCACUAACGAGAAGGGAAUGUUCCCAGCGAAUUUUACAAAGCCCUUGUGAGCAGAAGUGCUCAAUUUGCCACUCACACUCCAAUGCUCACGAGAAUGAAAAAAUGAAAAAAUAAUAGCGAUUGAACAUAAGAGAAAUUAUUGAAACAACGUAUUUUACUAAUAAAUAAAAAACAAAACACUAGGUAAGAGAGGUAAAUUUUUAUGCGAAAAGAAAAAGUAAUUAGUCAUCUGACGUACAAAAAAUAAAUCGAUAUAUCGUAAAAGAAAUUUUCACUCGUCAUCUGACGAGGGAAUACUAAAUUAAAAUGAUAAAUUGAUGGGAGAUAAAGAAUAGUUGAGUGAUUAUAAAAUAUUCUUAUAAUUAGAUGACGUAUUUUUACUUGAAAAAUUGAAAAUUUCGUUUUGUCAUUGUAAUGACGGUGUAUUAAAUUCGCGAAAUAUUUUAUUCUACGUUAUCAGAUAAAAUAUCUGUUUGGCGGAUGGGAACAAAUAUUUCUUUACCAAUUUCAUUAAUUUGACGACGAUGAGAAGGAUUUAAAAAAAAUAUAUGUAAUGAUAUUUUAUGAUGGCUAAUGCUGGAUGGUACUGCGGAUAAAUUAAUCAACCCAAUGUGCCUUAACCCAGCCACACUGUCUGUGCCAAUCGACACUCACUGCUUGUAAAAUGUUACAUCUUUAUUUCUUCUCAUAUCAAAAGACAUUUAAUAAUUAUCGUAUACAAA